GGACACUAGUUUUGCCCGACAACUUAAAUGUUUGGCAAUAACGGUGUGCUGGAGAUUGUUAUAAAAUAAGCUACAACAUUGUGACUUUUAAAAAUAACACAAAAAACAUAUUACGUCUAAGCUGAUUGGGUUUACAUUCCGCGCAUGUUGAUGACAUCAAGACAACGUCUGUAUUUGUUGACUCGGGUUGGCGCUAACGUUACCCUCUGAAUUUUACUGAAUGUUUACUAGGAUAUAACAAUGAGUAAGAAAGGUAAUGUGUCGUGGGUGAAACCGAAUGAGCCAGCUUUCCUGCGAAAAUUCAAAAAUGAUGUUGGCUAUAAAGAAGGACCGACAGUUGAAACAAAGCGACAGGAGCUGCCCAAGUGUGAUGAGGACAGCGGCGACAGUGACCGAGAGGAUGAAAUGCCGCAGGUGGUGGUGUUAAAGAAGGGAGACCUGUCUGCAGAGGAGGCGAUGCAGCUGAAGAAAGAGAGUAAAGACUCGGACAAAGAUGAACAGCGUCCUGCUGAUGGAAAAAUCCUAUUUAAGAAACCAGCAAAACGAUCCUCAGACAAAUUUGAAGGCAUAACCGCUAGCUCCAGCAGCAAGAAGAAGAAGAAUGAGGAGGAGAAGAAGAAAGAGUCUGGAGUGAAAGUGAAGAACAGCAGCCUCCUGUCAUUUGGUGAUGAUGAGGAGGAAGACUAAGGCAAAGCUUGAUCAGUGAACUGAACUGCAUUCUCUAAAUUAUAUGAUGACGACCCUCAACACAAAGAUUCUUUAAUGAGAUUUUGUAAUUUGAAUUUUGUGACAGAAAGAUAAGACUUUGUAAACGUUAUACAGUAAUUGAUUAAAUUCUGUAUGAUGACAUUUUUACGGGAAAAUUUUAAUAAAUCACUGAGCACAAGUAUGCGCUGUACAUACUAUGCAUCACAAUGGCAGAAAAAUGAUGUACAACAUUUCUACUGACGUUUCAGUAGAAAAAUUUCGCUAUCAUUUUUUUAAUGUAUUAUUUGUAUUUUCCUUGCCAGAUGUUCUGCUUACUUUUGAAAAUGAUAGGAGAUAGUUCAUUUUAGCCAUGGUUUGAAGCUGAUGUGCUCAUGUUAUAUUGGGUGGGCGAGAUUGUGUGUUAUAGUUGAUUAUUCUGCUAAAAACAGAUGUCCAUACAUGUGUAGCUUCUAUAAAGGAGCUGUCUGUGAUAGUUUUUUUUUUUUUGUCUCAAGGAUUGAGACUGUGAUACUGGCACAUAACUAUUUCAUUAUGGUUUAUAUACACAAAUAAAAGAUUACAAUUUCACAUUA
Messenger RNA from Clarias gariepinus (North African catfish), 1280 nucleotides. Its product is annotated as KIAA1143 ortholog. The transcript is spliced from 3 exons. NCBI's taxonomy places the organism in Eukaryota, Metazoa, Chordata, Actinopteri, Siluriformes, Clariidae. Bases 241 to 687 code for a protein of 148 amino acids. The record is from RefSeq and is a predicted model, not a curated record.